UCAAAAUGGUUUGAUGAAAAAAAACAUCUAUCAAUAUUAGAAUACUAGCCGCAUAGGUUUCUAAACAUCAUGAACGUUUAAAUAAAUUCAUGAAUAAAAUCAUUAAUCAAUAAAAAAUAAAGACCCCUCUUAAAAUUCAUGACACUGUAUUCCUUCGGAGAGAGCGAUCUGCUGGCUGACUGGCAGUGCGCUCCUAACCACGGUCGUCGAACAACGUAUUAAAAAAAAAACGCGUUCCACGCCGCUGUCAAAUCGCGCGCCGUUUAAACAAAUUGUAAAUAUUUUUAAAUCGCCAUCUUUUUUUCUUCAUAAAUUUUGUAAAAGUGUUUUCAUAUUUAAAUCAUUUCACGUGGUUUUCUAUUUGAUUUUUGUGUGAGUGUGUUGUACAAAAGUAAAAGGAGGUGAAACGUUUGUUAAUUUUUUGAAAGAAGAUGGCAUCGUUCUAAUCGGGAACAGCGCAUACUAAACUAAGAUGGCGGUCUGUUCGGCCGCGGUGAUCGUGGAGAAGGCCUGCAAGUACUAUGGCAGGCCCAACAAAGCUGACUUCAAACCCGUGCUCAAAGAAAUGGACAUGGUCGUCGAUAGAGGAAUUAUAUACGGUCUACUUGGACCUUCUGGCUGCGGGAAAACGACACUUCUGUCAUGCAUUGUUGGAAGAAGAAAACUGGACAGCGGAAACAUAUGGGUCCUCGGUGGAAGGCCCGGAGAGAAGGGCAGCGGUGUUCCUGGACCGAGAGUCGGAUAUAUGCCACAGGACAUAGCUCUAGUCGGCGAAUUCACAGUUCGCGAUGCAAUUUACUACUUUGGACGGAUAUACGGAAUGAAAAUGGAAAAGAUGGUGGAACGAUUCGAGUUUCUCAGUAAUCUUUUGGACUUGCCAAGCGGAAAUCGCCUCAUAAAGACCUUGUCUGGAGGUCAGCAGAGGCGGGUUUCCCUUGCAGCGGCACUAGUUCAUGAACCUGAACUUCUCAUAUUGGAUGAGCCAACAGUUGGAUUGGACCCAGUGUUAAGAGAGAGAAUAUGGGAUUUCCUAGCGGAGCAGGCGCGAGGGGGCGCCACUGUGAUCAUCACGACACAUUACAUCGACGAGACGAAACAGGCUCACAAGAUUGGACUUCUUCGCGACGGUCAGCUCUUGGCCGAGGAUUCUCCAGAGGACCUGCUGAGGAAAUUCGACUGCGACACCCUCGAGGAAGCCUUCUUGAAACUGGCUAUGAGGCAGCAUGAGAUGCCGCGGAGGAGAUCCACACUAACGUCAUCCCCAGACGUGAUCCCAGACAGCAACAUGUGUAACGGCGUGGACAGCCGGUAUCACUCCAGGGACGACUUCCCAACCAUCACCAGCAGUACUGAUGUCCUUACAAAGAAGGAGAAAAGGCCAAAAGACAGCAAGAGAUUAGCGAAGUCUAGAUAUAAAGCUGUCUUCAUCAAGAGCAUACAGCAGUUCUCCAGGCAUCCUGGUGGUUUGAUAUUCUCGAUCCUGUUCCCCAUCAUUCAAGUGGUGGCCUUCUUCUCAGCCGUGGGUCACGACCCUCGGGAUCUCCACAUCGGAGUCGUCAACGAGGAAGCUGCAUUCUCACCAUAUGGACUCAGCAUCUGCAACAACCACAGCCUGCAAACAGUGACGGUACAGGAGGACGAGACCUGCGACCUGUACAUGCUAAGCUGCUGGUUCUUAGAAGAAAUGGAAGUCAAACAGCUGUAUCAGACCCCAUUCAACACGUCAGAGGAGGCCCGCCAGGCGGUGUCGUCCGGCCAGCUGUACGGCGCGCUGCACUUCAGCAGGAACUUCAGCGCCGCGCUCGGGAAGAGGUUCACGGACGGAGAGGUCGAGGACGACGUCGUGAACGACAGCAGCGUCAGCGUCUGGCUCGAUAUGACUAACCAUCAGAUCUCGAACUUCAUGAAGACUCAGCUCCACAAGGCGUACGAAAGUUUCACGAGGCGAGCGAUGAAAGCGUGCGGGAGACCAGACAACCUCGUACAGAUUCCAGUCCACUUCGGAAAACCAGUGUUUGGGAAAAGCGAGCCACAGGUCGUCAGUUUCAUGGCUCCUGGUAUCCUUAUCACGAUCAUCUUCUUCCUGUCGGCCGUGGUGACGUCCACCCUGAUGAUCACAGACCGGCUCGAGGGCGUGUGGGAGCGCAGCGCGGUGGCCGGCGUCAAGCCAAGAGAGAUGCUCAAUGUCCACAUCACGCUACAGUCCACCAUCAUAUUCUUACAGACAUUGGAGAUGAUGGCUCUCGCAUUCAUCGGCUACGGCAUCCCAUCAGUGGGUUCGAAGAUGGUGUGUGGGCUACUGCUGUUCCUGCAGGGUAUCUGCGGCAUGUGCUACGGGUUCCUGCUGUCUGUGUACUGCUCAAGUCAUACGAUGUCCUUCUUUGUGGCUACUGGAAGCUUUUACCCCAUGAUUUUGUUGUGCGGUAUCUUAUGGCCUCUAGAGGGUAUGUCAAACACACUCCGCAUAAUCGCCCUGACGCUGCCCUUCACGAUACCUUCCAAAUCCCUUCGAGACAUCAUGGAGAAGGGCGCCACCAUCAUGGAACCCUCCGUCAUCUAUGGCUUCCUCACCACACUAGCAUGGAUAGUCAUCACCCUAGCUUUAAUAUACCUCAGAUUAAGGUAUAAGAAAACGUAACUGAUUUGUCUUUAGUCAGUUUAAAACCUAUCUUUGGUUGUAGAUAUUUGACAACCAAAAAUGAAUACAAACUUUUUUUACCAGAGAUAAAAUUUUAUAAAGAAAACUAUAGAUUCUUAUUCUAUGGUUUAUGUCAAGAUUCGGUCGUUUGAACUUUAGAGACGUCAUUAAAAAUGACCGUUAAGGUUUAAUUGUAAGGUGGAUGAUAGCAUAGUUUGUCCAAGACUUGUAUAGCUUUUGUUAAUUACUGGUUUAACUUUAACUUGAGUUUUUAACUAGAAUUAUUACACUAUUCAUGUUACCACUAAAAGGUGCUUAACUUUAGACGAGGAUAACGGCCUAAUCAAGAACGAUACUUUGCUUACGCUGCUUUGGUAAGGGAUUUGGAUAGGUGUAGGACAGACGUGUCUAGUCCAGUUUCACGUAGAAUGGCUAUCAAAGCGAGUACCCUAUCAUACACAAUGUAUAGUCUCAAAUCAAAUCGCGACUAAUUUAAGUCGUGGCAAGUCACUGACUAGACAGUCACAUAUAGCAUGACAGCGUGACCGCAGCUUAAGUGACGUUCAAAAUUGUCUAUUUGUCCACAUAUUCCAUUUGACAAUUACAAAGACAGAACGAAUAAUUAACGACAUUUUUCAGUGUCAAUCUUGAAUUCGGUUGUCUAUAAUCUCUUUAGUACACAAAUCUCGAAUUCAUUACAAAAUACCUUGAAUAACUCAGUUUGUAAUAAAUCUUUUUAUAAUAAAAACGAAAUGAAGAAACAAAGUGCAAAAGUCAUUGUAAUACAGAUCACUUACUGUAUGAUUUUAUACAGUAUUUGUGACAAAUGUUAAGAAUAUCGAAACGAUUAACGAGAAACACCGUCGAUGGCAUUUAUAAAUCAUAGACAAUCACAGAAAAUAGAUUUCUUUGGCAUUAUUUUAAACUUUAGUCAGGAUUGGCCCAAUAUUAAUUCUGAGGCCGCAUUUAAAAACGACUUUGACAAUAUUUUAUUUAAAAGCCAAUUAAGCAUAUUAAAUAUAUGCUAAAUUGGCUUAAAAAAAUGAAGCAUAUUCUUAAUAAUAAAUUGAAUGUACCACUAAUUUUAAUUGCAACAAAUAGUGUGAAAUUUUUAAAAACUGAUUAUCGAUUAGUAUCAUGUGACAAAUAUUGUUUUUAUUGGUAAGGUUAAAUUAAGAUUUUGGGAUCUUUCACAAAACCAAACGUUGUAUACGUAAAUGGUUUUUUAACUUGGUUUUUCUUAUUGGUUACUGUAUUAUUGUGAAAGGCCGAAUCGGGUAGCGUGUAUAUAGCUUGUAAUUAUUAAUAUUGUCUCUCUGAAUUACAGAAUGUAAAAUGUGAUAAAAACUAAAAUAUUCUGUAAAUCUGGCAGUAUAUUACUGCUAGGGAACAUGAAAAUGUUUAACAAAUGCUUAAAUAGAUGUAGUUCUUUGUAAAAUGUGCUCAAAAAGUGUGGAAUACAUUACAGGUUUUUUUAAUGAGUUUUUCUUAGUGUAGCACCAUAUUUUUGUGAGUGUACAACACUAAAAACUUAUAAUUUGAAGUAAAGGUGUACUAAAGUACUGUAAGUGUAUUUAGAAAAAGCAUUUCUAUUGUUUAGUUUGUAUGUUCUUAAAUUGUAAAAUGUUACUUUCUUUGUUAGAAAGAUUGCCGAAGUGGUGUCGUGAUACCAUGUGAUUUGUGGGUACCUAUUUAUAAAUAAAGAUUUUUUUCUAA
Molecule: messenger RNA, 4354 nt
Organism: Trichoplusia ni (cabbage looper)
Lineage: Eukaryota; Metazoa; Arthropoda; Insecta; Lepidoptera; Noctuidae
Product: ABC transporter G family member 20-like
Exons: 16
Coding region: 473-2638 (721 amino acids)
Cellular component (GO): membrane
Molecular function (GO): ATP binding; ABC-type transporter activity; ATP hydrolysis activity
Source: RefSeq, a predicted model, not a curated record